Rosa rugosa (rugosa rose) is the source of this 681-nucleotide messenger RNA. RefSeq lists its product as uncharacterized. Gene Ontology annotation, biological process: transcription elongation by RNA polymerase II. The coding region runs from base 1 to 681 and encodes 226 amino acids. The transcript has a single exon. The record is from RefSeq and is a predicted model, not a curated record. Gene Ontology annotation, cellular component: elongin complex; nucleus. NCBI's taxonomy places the organism in Eukaryota, Viridiplantae, Streptophyta, Magnoliopsida, Rosales, Rosaceae.
AUGGAAACCACAGAGCUCACUCACUUCACUCCCAAAACAACCAUCACAAUGGAGAAGGGAAGGCUCAUCCGUCUCAAUGAUCACUGGGUCUCGAUUGCUAUAGACAAUCUUGAUUCUUUCGGGGACGUUGGGUACCUAGACUUCAAGUUUCUCGAUCAGGUUUUACCCCACUGCUCCAAAGACCAGUUGAUUCACAUCGAGAAGAGCACAAAAAAUACAGAUCUGACUCCGAUCAACGAUAAGCUGUGGAAGAAGUUUUUUGAGAGAGAGUUCGGUGGCAAAGCCACUGAUAAGGUGAUCGAAAAGAUGAAGAUCAAGAAAGUGAAUUACAAGUGGUCGGAGUUGUACCAGGCCAAGUCCAAGAGAGUGGAAAAGGCCGAGAAAGAAGUCGGUGAAAGAUUGAAGAAGCUGUAUGAGAAAGAAGUCGGUGAAAGAUUGAAGAAGCUGUAUGAGAAAGAAGUCGCCCAGAAACAAAGCCGGCGAGUUAGGGUUUUGGACAAGGUUCCACCUUCUUUGUCAAGCAAUAAAAGAAUUGGCUCCAACAAAGGGAGCAAACUGCUGAACAGAGUGAGGAAAAACUAUCGAAAUAGUCUGGAGGUCAGAAAUAUUGAAGCUAUGAAGAUGAAGAUCGAGAACUGCUGCCAAGUGUUCCGAUCUGAUCAAAAAGCCAAGAACAACUAA